AUGCGUGAGAUUCUUCAUAUUCAGGGCGGCCAGUGCGGAAACCAGAUCGGCUCCAAAUUCUGGGAGGUCGUGUGCGCCGAGCACGGCAUCGACGCCACCGGGCGCUACCAUGGGGACUCAGAUCUGCAGCUCGAGAGGGUCAACGUCUACUACAACGAAGCUGGCGGCGGCCGAUUUGUGCCCCGUGCGGUGCUCAUGGAUCUCGAGCCCGGGACCAUGGACAGCAUCCGAUCUGGGCCCUACGGGCAGAUCUUCAGGCCCGAUAAUUUCGUGUUCGGGCAGUCGGGGGCCGGGAACAACUGGGCCAAGGGGCAUUAUACGGAGGGUGCCGAGCUGAUUGAUUCGGUGCUUGAUGUUGUCAGGAAGGAAGCCGAGAAUUGUGAUUGCCUGCAAGGUUUCCAAGUGUGUCAUUCCUUGGGAGGUGGCACCGGGUCCGGGAUGGGGACUCUAUUGAUCUCGAAAAUAAGGGAAGAAUAUCCAGACAGGAUGAUGUUGACUUUCUCUGUGUUCCCAUCACCAAAAGUCUCCGACACAGUCGUGGAGCCUUACAACGCCACAUUGUCCGUGCAUCAGCUCGUGGAGAAUGCUGACGAGUGCAUGGUUCUUGACAAUGAGGCCCUUUACGACAUUUGCUUCAGAACACUUAAGCUAACAACUCCCAGCUUUGGUGACCUGAACCAUUUGAUCUCUGCAACCAUGUCCGGCGUCACGUGCUGCCUGAGGUUCCCCGGUCAACUCAACUCCGACCUCCGAAAGCUAGCGGUCAACUUGAUCCCUUUCCCCCGACUCCACUUCUUCAUGGUUGGGUUUGCCCCACUCACGUCUCGUGGGUCCCAGCAAUACCGAGCCUUGACUGUCCCUGAGCUGACCCAGCAAAUGUGGGACGCCAAAAACAUGAUGUGUGCAGCUGAUCCGCGCCAUGGCCGCUACUUAACAGCCUCAGCCAUUUACCGGGGGAAGAUGAGCACUAAGGAAGUUGACGAGCAGAUGCUGAACGUGCAGAACAAGAACUCGUCCUACUUUGUUGAGUGGAUUCCUAAUAAUGUGAAGUCGACCGUUUGUGACAUUCCCCCAACUGGUCUCAAAAUGGCUUCGACUUUCAUCGGGAACUCGACUUCGAUCCAGGAGAUGUUUCGGAGGGUGAGUGAGCAGUUUACAGCUAUGUUUAGGAGGAAGGCUUUCUUGCAUUGGUACACAGGGGAAGGUAUGGAUGAGAUGGAGUUCACGGAGGCUGAGAGCAAUAUGAAUGACCUUGUUGCAGAGUAUCAGCAGUAUCAAGAGGCGACUGCAGAUGAGGAAGAUGAGUACGAGGAGGAUGAGGAGGCGGUAUAUGGAGAAUGA
Messenger RNA from Striga hermonthica, 1341 nucleotides. NCBI's taxonomy places the organism in Eukaryota, Viridiplantae, Streptophyta, Magnoliopsida, Lamiales, Orobanchaceae. The record is from the annotation of a GenBank genome assembly.